Molecule: messenger RNA, 1518 nt
Organism: Theileria parva strain Muguga
Lineage: Eukaryota; Apicomplexa; Aconoidasida; Piroplasmida; Theileriidae
Gene: Lsm14b
Product: Scd6-like Sm domain protein
Exons: 4
Coding region: 601-1482 (293 amino acids)
Molecular function (GO): RNA binding
Source: RefSeq, a predicted model, not a curated record
AUAUAAUGCAAAGUUAUGUUUCGAAUCAAGCGAUAGGGUCAGGAUGGGAAAUGGAUCAGUUGUAGAAGAAGAAUUUAAAAGAGCAAUAAUAAGGAUAUACUAUUGAUUUGGAUUUGAGUCUAGGGGAGCAGGAAGAGGAAAAUGUGUGUAUAAUAAUGAUAAAGUUAGUAGUUAAAUAUGUUAUUGAGGUCAAAUACUCUGGAUAUUGUAAAUUUUAAAGUUUUAUAAAUAAGAAUAGAAAAUAAUGAGUGAACGAAAACUUCUCUAUUGGAAGUGAAAAGUGACAUAUAUGUCAGCUCGUAAUAUAAUUUUGAUGGGAAAGAAUAAACCAAUUUUGAUAUGUGUAUAGCAUUUGUCGAUAUUCUGAUGGUAAACGUAAUCUAAAUGCUGUGGGGAAUCCGAGUCGAAAAUGGUCAUUUUGUUACAAAUUAUAUCUUUCUAAAUUGGGUAAAAUACAUUUAUUUCAAAUUUAAAUCGGUUUUCCGGCAAGAGUUUUCGUUUUAAAAGUACAUUUUUGACAUUUAUCAAUCAUAAACUGUUAAGUUACCAUAGUUGGUAUAUUCUCAAAAAUAUUUUAAAAUAAUAAAAUUUAUCAUUAAAAUGUCCAUCGAGCCUUUUAUUGGAACUAAAAUUUCACUAAUUUCAAAAGUAGGGAUCAGAUAUGAAGGGUCUCUGCAUAGCUUAAACACUGAUGACUCAACCAUAGUUUUAAAAGAUGUUCGUUCUAUGGGAACAGAAGGAAGGUCAACGGGAAAUGAAGUACCACCAUCUACGAAGGUGCACGAUUUUGUUGUUUUCAGAGGCGAAGAUGUAACUGAUAUACUUGUAAAUGAAACACAAAUAUCAAAUGAUGAUACCAAAUUUGAAGAUCCAGCGAUUUUUAAAACAUAUAAAGAAGACGAGUUCCUUGUUCAAGGAUCAAAACCAAGAUUUGAACCUAAAAAAGAAAAACAGCCAUUUUUAAGAGAAGUUGGUAUCGCAAUGCAUUCUGAACCUCCAUACAAAAAUAACGAAGGCUUUCAGUCUUUUGUGAAUGACUUGACGGAUAUGUCAAAUGAUUUGGAAAAGGACUUGGAAACAUUUCAAUUUGAUACACUAGAAGGACUAGAUCCAUCAUCAUUUCCAAUUAAUAAACCAUUAAAACCAGCACACAACUUAAAUGAUGAAAAUCAUACACAAGAUUUAUCAGAUAACAAGGAAAAACAAAAUUCUAAAACAGAGUAUAAAGUGUUUUAUGAUAAGAAAUCAUUUUACGACAAUUUAUCACACGAGAAGAAACUUUCAAAGAGUGAUCUUAAACAAGAACACAUGAAACAAAGAGAAAUAGACAUAGCGACAUUUGGGAAAAUGACCAUUAGGAAUUGGCAUAGUAGGAACAACUCAUUCAGGGGAAGAAAACAUAAUAACACAAACCAGUUCAAUGUUAAGGCGGGUUGGGAAAGAAGAGAUCAGAUGAAUAACAGAAAUAGUGAAAAUUUAUAAACCCUUUUUACAAUGGACCUAAUGUUUUUGAAAACG